UUUUUUCCUCCGCCGGUCCAAUUUUAUUCAAUCUCAGUCAUCAUUUUCUCUCUCUAAAAACUUCAUUCACUUGCACUUUCUCUCUCUAAAAACUUAGGGUUUUUUCUCGACCUCCGUCCAUGGAUGACAUUCCAAAUUCCAUUGACGCAUAGCAUAAAUAUAUGUAGUGUAUUUAUCGUCAGAGUUUGAUUUCAUUCGACCCGACCCGACUUGUUCCGGUUUGAGGCAGAGUUAUCGUGAAUGGAGCCGAAUUCUUCUGGCAGUGGGAAGGCUGCUGUCGGUGACGGAGGAGGAGGAGGAGGAGCUCCGAUGUUACAGCCGGCGCCGGCGCCGAUGCCCAGUGCAAAUGCGCCGCCGCCGUUUCUGGUGAAGACGUAUGAUAUGGUGGAUGAUCCGAGUACGGAUAAGAUCGUGUCGUGGAGUCCUACGAAUAAUAGUUUUGUGGUUUGGGAUCCUCCGGAGUUUGCUAAAGACCUACUUCCGAAGUACUUUAAGCAUAAUAACUUCUCCAGCUUUGUUCGGCAGCUGAAUACUUAUGGUUUUAGAAAGGUUGAUCCAGACCGCUGGGAAUUUGCUAAUGAGGGAUUCUUAAGAGGUCAGAAGCACCUGCUUAAAAGUAUAAGUCGGCGUAAACCUGCUCAUGGACAUGCUCAACAACAGCAGCAGCCACAUGGACAUGCUCAACAACAGACGCAGCCACCUGGACACAGUGCAUCUGUUGGGGCUUGUGUCGAGGUUGGAAAAUUUGGGCUUGAAGAAGAGGUUGAGAGGCUGAAAAGGGACAAGAACGUGCUUAUGCAAGAGCUGGUUAGGCUCAGACAACAGCAGCAAACCACUGACAAUCAGUUGCAAGGGAUGGUGCAGCGCCUUCAGGGUAUGGAGCAGCGACAACAACAGAUGAUGUCAUUCCUGGCAAAAGCUGUUAACAGCCCUGGAUUCUUGGCACAGUUUGUACAGCAGCAAAAUGAGAGUAAUAAGCGAAUAGCUGAAGGCAGCAAGAAACGAAGGAUUAAACAGGACAUUGAAUCACAGGAUCAAUCCGUUACUCCUGCGGAUGGGCAGAUUGUUAAGUACCAACCUGGGAUAAAUGAGGCAGCAAAGGCAAUGUUCAGGGAGCUUUCAAAACUAGAUUCUUCUCCUAGAUUAGAGAACUUCAGCAACGGUCCUGAAAGUUUCCUGAUUGGUGAUGGUUCACCACAAUCUAAUGCAUCUUCCGCUCGUGUUUCAGGAGUCACUCUUCAGGAAGUCCCACCAACUUCUGGCCAGCCCUUGCUGAAUACAGCUUCAGCCAUUGCCGGUCAAAGUUUGUUGCCUGCGACUUGUGAGAUCCACUCAUCUCAUCUUGGCACAUCUUCUGAAAUCAUCAAUAAUCAGUUCUCAGACAUAAUCCCAUUGGUAGGAGGUCAAAAUUUGCAUCCUGGUUCACUUUCUGCAUCAGAUAUAAUUAUGCCUGAGUUAUCACAGUUGCAAGGAAUUUUGCCCGAAAACAAUAUAGAUAUGAUUGGAUCUGCAAUGGAGCAUGAUUCUUUCAUGGAUACUAGCGCAGUUGAGGGAGUGAACGGAAAAAUGGGACUAGAUAUUGGUAGUUUCUCUCCUGAUCCUCAUAUUGACUGGCAGAGUGGUUUGCUGGAUGAUAUACAAGAGUUUCCUAGUGUAGGUGACCCUUUCUGGGAAAAGUUUCUUCAAAGCCCUUCCCCUGGAGAGACAGAGGAGAUGGACUCUGCUGCAAUGGAUGAUGAUAUUUCGAACACAAGUGAAACUAAACCACAAAUAAAUGGAUGGGAUAAAACUCAGAACAUGGAACAUCUGACUGAACAAAUGGGGGCUACUAAUAUCAAACAACAAAAAAGUAUGAUCUGAUCUCUAAAUGAAAUGUACACAAAGGUAUAUUUGUUAAUUAUGGUAGUUUCUUGACUAGUGGUGGGGGGUUCACUUUAGCUUUUAGUUUCUCUAUAGUUAUUAUGUUUGGUUCAUCUUCUUUCUUCUCUUGUUCCUGACAUGAAACUCAAUGUACCUACAGUUUCUAUUGAAUCACUGAAAGAUGUGCCCUCUCUUCUAUA
Messenger RNA from Solanum verrucosum, 2060 nucleotides. RefSeq names its product heat shock factor protein HSF8. Gene Ontology annotation, molecular function: RNA polymerase II cis-regulatory region sequence-specific DNA binding; DNA-binding transcription factor activity. Gene Ontology annotation, cellular component: nucleus. Lineage: Eukaryota; Viridiplantae; Streptophyta; Magnoliopsida; Solanales; Solanaceae. The record is from RefSeq and is a predicted model, not a curated record. The transcript has 2 exons. Bases 241 to 1860 code for a protein of 539 amino acids. Gene Ontology annotation, biological process: regulation of transcription by RNA polymerase II.